Cataglyphis hispanica is the source of this 1083-nucleotide messenger RNA. RefSeq lists its product as uncharacterized. Bases 30 to 482 code for a protein of 150 amino acids. The transcript is spliced from 3 exons. The record is from RefSeq and is a predicted model, not a curated record. NCBI's taxonomy places the organism in Eukaryota, Metazoa, Arthropoda, Insecta, Hymenoptera, Formicidae.
CGUCGAUCUUUGGCCGAAGAGGACUGGAAAUGUCGAAAAUCGAAACAAAUAUUACUAUGAAGAACGAACUCUGCUACGGACAGCACUACAACUAUGUUAGCAUGCAACCCGGUAGUACCAGGAGAACGCCGGAUAUUACGACAGCUGAUGGGGACAGAGCUCGUGGAACGAUCAAUAAUAUAAUACCACGUCGCCCCAGGUACCACCAUGCUAUCACACCAUCAAACAUCGUGCUUCCCAUACCUCGAGAUCUGAUAUACAUCAGCUCGCGAAGCGGAGGUGACAAGAGUCACACGGGAACUUUUGAUAAGUUUAUCAACGUUGGAUGGGACCGAAUCGCACAGCCGUCCCUGCGCUCGUUGAUGCUCGGCUCGAGUCGUGCAGUCUCGGCCGAGAGGUCCCUGUCAACCGAGCCGCUAGAGAAAGAGAGACGCCAAGACCCAAGGGCCACCCUUCGUCUCAUCAUCUUUUCGCGCUCAUAGCUGGGCAUAUCUGGUCUGAGCCAGGCAUGGUCUCCUCUCCUCUACUUCUCGAGGAAUCGCCUGGAAAAGGUCCCUUUACCUCGCGGGAUCCCCUUUCCGCUCCCCGCGAACGCCAAAGUCUCCCAAUGACGUAGCUUCCGUUCCUUCUCCGUUCUAGAGCGACGUAUUGAUCGUCUCUCUGCUCCUGAAGCUGCGGAGGCUGACACCAGAGGGAAACGAACAGAGCGGAGAGAGAACGUGUCUACGGCGGAGGGUGAGGAUUGUGCCGUAGAGCGUGCCUCUGUCGACGCUUAGAGACGGAAUGAGACGGAGGAGUUAGCCCUCCGUGUGUGUAUAUAUGUAGAACAGAUAGAAAAAGUUAAGUAUAGGAGGAGAGAAAGGAUACGGGGGCUCUUGCGCGAGGGGACGUUUUAAACGGUAGAGAAGUCGAAGCAUGAUAAGAUGAAAAAAAAAAUCGAGUAGAUAUAGCGACGAGAUGCUAUACUUUUUUUUUUCACCAAUAAUAUCGCUAGCUAAAGGGCGAAUAAAAAUAAUGAGGUAUAGAUGAACAAUAAAUGUUAAACGGAGGGUAAUGUGUACUGCUACGAAUAAAGAAAACCAU